Messenger RNA from Panthera uncia (snow leopard), 3099 nucleotides. It is a transcript of the gene CR1L, whose product is annotated as complement C3b/C4b receptor 1 like. The transcript has 16 exons. Bases 205 to 2697 code for a protein of 830 amino acids. The record is from RefSeq and is a predicted model, not a curated record. NCBI's taxonomy places the organism in Eukaryota, Metazoa, Chordata, Mammalia, Carnivora, Felidae.
AGCGAAACUCGUUAGAAACGAUGCAAAUUAGUAGUAAACAGGACCUCGCCCCUUAAGGGGAAGCUGCGGUCAAAGUCUUCUUUCCGCCCCUCCCAGCUGCGCUCUCCACACUCCGCAGCGCUGGGAGCGAGCGCGUUGCCUCUCAUCUCCCCGCUGCGCUCUCUGCUGCGCUUUCCUUCGAGGUCGCACCUCUUCCUGGAGAGGAUGGGAGCCUUUUCUCGGAGGAGCCCGCAGCCUCUCGGGCCGCCGGCGCCCCCUCUCUCCCGCUCCGGAGGAGCCCUCCUCGCGGUUCUGCUGCUGCUCACGCUGCCGGCGGCCUGGGGUAAUUGCAAAGCCCCGGCACAGCUCCCGUUUGCCAGGCCUACAGAACAGAUUGAGAAGUCUGAGUUUCCCAUUGGGGCAUCUUUGAACUACAUAUGCCGCCCUGGUUACUACAAGAAACAGUUCCGUAUCACCUGCCAAGAGAACUUGACCUGGUCAAGUGCUGAAAACAAAUGUGAACGUAAAUCAUGUGGAACUCCUCCAGAACUCAUCAAUGGCAGAAUGACCAUAAACGGAGACACCAAGUUUGGAUCAACUAUUAAUUAUGCUUGUAAUGAAGGAUACCGACUCAUUGGUCAGCCCUCUAGCACGUGCCUCAUCUCGGGCAAUAUUGUCGUCUGGGAUAACAGCCCACCUACUUGUGAAAGAAUUCCUUGUGGGCCGCCCCCGAACAUUGCCAAUGGAAGUUUCACUAGCAUCAACAGAGAAUAUUUUCCAUACGGGACGGUGGUGACCUAUCGCUGCAAUUCAGGACAGAGAGGGAAAAAGCCGUUUGAGCUUGUGGGCAAUCCGUCAAUAUAUUGCACCAGCAAAGACAACCGAGUCGGCACGUGGAGCGGCCCUCCCCCUCAGUGCAUUAUACCUAAUAAAUGCACACCUCCGGAAAUUGAAAAUGCAAUAAUAGUAUCUGAGCGCAAAACCUUAUAUUCCUUGAAUGAAAUCGUGGUGUUUAUGUGUGAGUCCGGCUUUGACAUGAAAGGACCCUCCAGUGUGAAAUGCCAACCUCGAAACAGAUGGGAGCCACAGCUGCCAAGCUGCUCUAGGCUAUGUGCGCCGCCUCCAGAAAUUCCGCAUGGUAAGCCCACCCCAAGCGACAAGGACAGUUUUUCCCCUGGGCAGGAAGUAUUCUACAGUUGUGAGCCUGGCUAUGAUCUCAGAGGGACCGCUUCUGUGCGCUGUACGCCCCAGGGAAACUGGAGCCCAGCAGCCCCUACAUGUGCAGUGAAAUCAUGUGAUGACUUCCUGGACCAACUCCCUAACGGUCGUGUGCUCUUUCCACUUAAUUUCCAGCUUGGGGCAAAAGUGUCCUUCAUUUGCAAUGAGGGGUUCCGUUUAAAGGGAAGUUCUGCUAGUUACUGUACCUUGGUUGAAAUGAAAAGCCUUUGGAACAACAGUGUUCCUGUGUGUGAGCAAAUCUUUUGUCCAAGCCCUCCAUCUAUCCUUAAUGGGAACCACACCAGAACUCCUCAGGGAGGAGUUCCCUAUGGAGAGGAAAUUACUUAUAUGUGUGACCCCCGCUCAGCCAGAGGGAUGACCUUCAACCUCGUCGGGGAGAGCACCAUCCGCUGCACAAGCGACGGUGAAGGGAAUGGGAUUUGGAGCGGCCCUGCCCCUUACUGUGAACUUGCUGGUCCUGCUGGUUACUGUAAAGCCCCAAAAGAGUUUCCAUUUGCCAAGCCUACAACUCAGACUGAUGAAUCUGAGUUUCCAGUUGGGACAUCUUUGACUUUUAAAUGUUCCCCUGGGUAUUUUGAGUCCACGUUUUCUAUCACCUGCUUAGAAAACUUGGUCUGGUCCAGUGCCGAAGAUACGUGUAGACGAAAAUCAUGUGAAGCUCCUCCAGAACCCUUCAAUGGCAUGGUACAUAUAAACACAGAUACCCAGUUUGGAUCAACAGUUAAUUAUUCUUGUAAUGAAGGGUAUCGACUCGUUGGCUCCCCUUCUGCAGCUUGUCACCCCUCAGGCAAUACUGUCACUUGGGAUAAGGAAACACCUGUUUGUAAGAAAAUCUUUUGUCCAAGUCCUCCAUCUAUCCCUAAUGGGAACCACCCCAGAACUUCUCAGGGAGACGUUCCCUAUGGAGAGGAAGUUACUUACAUGUGUGAACCCCGCUCGGCCAGAGGGAUGACCUUCAACCUCGUCGGGGAGAGCACCAUCCGCUGCAUAAGCGACGGUGAAGGGAACGGGAUUUGGAGCGGCCCUGCCCCUUCCUGUGAACUUGCUGGUCCUGCUGCAUGCCCACAUCCACCCAGGAUCCACAAUGGGCAUUACAUUGGAGAACAUCCAUUUCCAUAUCUUCCUGGGAUGACGGUCAGCUACACUUGUGACCCAGGCUACUUGUUGGUGGGAAGGAACUUCAUCUUCUGCACAUACCUGGGAACCUGGAGUCAUUUUGAACAUUAUUGCAGAGAGGCAAAAUGUAGACUCCCAGCGCAUAUGAAUGGAAUCCGGAAGGACGUGGAAAUGAAAAAAGUCUAUCACCAUGGAGAUAAUGUAACUUUUGAGUGUGAAGAGGGGUAUACUCUGAAAGGUAGUCCCCAGAGCCAGUGCCAGGCAGAUAACACGUGGGACCCUCCUCUGGCCAUAUGUGCAUCUAGCACACAUGAUGCUCUCAUAGCUGGUAAGUUCUGUGAAGGGUUUGCUGAGGAGCUCUAGCACGUUCCACAGUAAGUACUCACUUACAGUGGGUGAGAUGUAUAAGGAGAGAUCAAAAUCUGUAACGUUACAAUUUCAGUCAGAAGGAAAAGAGUCUACAUUCAGGCCAUGGUAUCUUCACAGGCACAGAGUGAGUGAGUGUCCUCUGUCGAAGGUUCUACACCGUCUUUGAAUCAUUACAAAUGAAUAAUCGUCAUCCUUCCUAUUUUAACGGGGCUGGAGAACACAACGUCCCCUUUGGUUUACAACCCGGGAAGAUUCUUCAGGAUGGUAGUUAUGCCCGCUUGCGCAGAUUAGAAGCCACAAAGAUCAAUUUUCUUAGCCAUUUCUGUGACCUGCCUGUGCAAGAGGAGUGGUUUGUUGAGACUUUGCCUGUAGGGAUCAGUGGAGUCGUAGCCUGUG